CUCUUCUAUUCAUGUCCAUCGUUAUUCAUGACCAUGGAACAAAAUUCAAAUGUUUUUUGAGUGUUGGUACAAACCAAUCCUGAUUCGUUAUUACAUGGGAUGGCAAAUGUAGUUCAAUACUAUUUCCCGACUCACUUUCAGCGAUGCGAGAGUUUCUAUCAAUUUACCAAUUUGCUUAAAUUUUUCAAAUGUACUUUGGUAUCGCUAGCGUAGUUUCAUCUCAAUUUUGUAGCAUCUGUGAUGCUUUUUUCUCCCCCUUUUUUACUGAAAAACUUUCCUGACUUAACAAGAAUAUAUUUGAAAAUAAUCCACGAAUUUGCAUAACGUUUCAUAUUCACAGCUUUUUACUUGGUAACAGUUUCGAGUGAAUUCUUAUUGAUUGUUUUCCUAAUUUUUCAAAUUAACCCUUCGCGUACACACCUCCAGCCCAAUUUUUUUCCAGAGAUAAAAUACCGGAGUUAACUUGAAACUUGAAAUAUUGUAAGAAAAAAAGUUUUGAUUUUUUUUUCUCACCAUGUCACGUGAUACAAAACGUAGGAUUUUUAUCAAUUUUAUGUUAUUCACGAUUCAAAUGAUCUACGUCAUUCAAGUGUUCCAAAAAUAAAUUCAAAAGACUAACGUUUUUUAACGAUCGACAUAAUAGUUUAUAAAAAAAUUUACAUACGCCUUUCGGCACGUGCGCCUUUUCAAAUCGCAAGGACAAAGUGGGGUAUCACACAUGCAUGCGAUUGGUUCAUUUUCAGAAAAGAUAUCUUUUACAAUAGAAAUCGUUGAAACAAAAGACAAGUAGUUCAGAGAAUAAUUCCAGAAAUAAACUAAUUACGAAAUCUGUAAAUUUCCACUGGGUGAUCUUUUGCGCGUAAUUGAAUUUCAGAUAUUUUUCAGAAAAAAUAAUAUCCGCGAUAUCCCUCACGCGUUUUGUGAUUUUGUGAACAACGUUCUGUGAAAAAAAAAACACUAUUAAUUCAACAUUCACCGUUGUUCAGGGAACCAAGGAUUGCGGUUCUGGUUCUAAAUUAUAUAAACUGUGCUAAAGCCUCAAAACUUUUGGAUUUUUUAAAAACAUUUUUCUGUGACGAAGCCGAAGAAAACGAAUUGAAAAUAAAUACAACCGUUGCUGAGAACUGUAGUUCCGUUUGAGGGUAGUAAGCCUGUCAGAGUUGAAAAAUUCCAGGAUAAUACUGCAAAGAAUUUGCAGCAAUUUAGAGCAGUGGUAAAAAAAAUAAGUUCAGGGAUGCCUGCCGUUAGUGUAUGCGAUCCAAUCGCAUCGGCAAUUCGUCACUCGUUGGAAACAGGACACAGUAAAUCAAUCUUGUCAUCGGAUGAUUUAUCAGCAAGUUUGACCUGUAGUGCAACAAGGAUUUUACAAACCGAAAUACCUUAUGAAGAGACAGAUGGAUAUCGUUCAACAGUGCUGGAUCAUCUCAAAGCAAAGUACAUCGUGUUGAGCUUGCCGAACUCCCUGGAACAAACAGAGAGCUCCAAAGGCUUAACCCAGAAAAAGAAAUUGCUCAAAGAAAUGGGUCCCAGCUUACCGGAACCAAUCGUUACUCUUUAUCCUGCCGAUAAAAUUAAUCUCGGUUGGAAAGGCACAUUUCCUGUCGGAGCUGGCAUGUACAACGUUGGCAACACUUGUUACCUCAACAGUACUCUCCAAGCUUUGUUUCAUGUACCAGCUUUGGUUAAUUGGCUACUUUCUGACUCGCAUCAUACCUCUAAAUGCGAACAGAAUGAUGGCGGAGGGGAGUGCCUUACGUGUGCGGUUGCCAAGACUCUUCAAUUCAGCCACGAAAAGUCGGGUAGUGCGAUAAAACCAUUCUACAUAUGUAACAAACUCAAACUCAUAUGUAGAACUAUGGUGCCAGGGCAACAGGAAGAUGCUCAUGAAUUUCUGCGGUAUCUACUGGAGGGCAUGGAGCGAGCUUAUCUUGCUCGUCACAGAGCAACGAAACUUGACAGUUACUCGAAGGAAACGACUCCGGUCAAUCAAAUCUUUGGGGGCUACAUACGCACUGAAGUCAAAUGUCUCCAGUGUCGUCAUGUUUCAACGACUUUUCAACAUUUUCAGGAUCUUCUCGUGGACAUUAGGAAAGCUUCCACGUUGGACGAGGCGUUGCAGUCCUACUUCAGUCGCGAGGAGUUAGACAACAAUGAUUACAAGUGCGAGGCUUGCAAGCGUCGUGUACCAGCAACAAAGCAAUUUAGUCUCGAAAGGCCGCCAAAAGUUUUAUGCGUACAGUUGAAACGGUUCAGUGUGCUGGGUGGCAAAAUAUCGAGACACAUAGGAUUUAAGCAGACGGUCGACAUGGGACCGUAUUUGCGAAGAGAGCCUGGUGAGCCAGCGAGACAUUUAAACUAUAAAUUAAUGUCGAUGGUAACACACAUGGGUCCUUCGGUGAAUUGUGGCCAUUAUACCGCAGUUGCUCAAGUCUCAACGGGGCAAUAUUAUUCUUUCGACGAUUCUUGCGUUCGUUCAAUAAACCUCGGUAACGUUUUGAACACGAACGCUUACAUAAUGAUGUUUGAAAUGGAAUCUACAUCGCAAAACGCGAACUUUGCGUCUCAAUCAAGCAAAUUGAAUGGAGCGAUAACGAAGACGAUCGCAACAAACGGUAUCAUCGCAAAAUCGCCAUUGAAAUCAAUAUCAUCGGUAAUACCAUCGAAUUCGUGUGAGGUUACAAACGGUUUGACGAAAAAAUUGGUUGAAAGUUCGGACUCGGGAGUCAUGGCGAUCUCCAAAACCAGCAAUGCGAACGUCAAUUCACCGAAUAAAAGUACGAAAUUCAUCGGACCUCAAUUGCCUUCGAGACAUUUGGAAAAGUCGCAACCACGGUUGGUUAUGCACAUUAAAAAUGACAAAGUGUUGAACAACGCUUCUAGUCUCGUUCCCUAUGAUGGCUCCAGCGACGACGACGACACCACAGCUAAUUUUGCCACAACGUUAAAGAGUCCGGAAUCACAGAAUUCCACGGUGAUGAAACAUUGUACUGGCAAUGGAACUAACACUUUGUCAAAGAUCAAUCCUAUCAAAGAGACUUCAAAACUUUUGAUAAGUUCGAAGGAAAGUUCCUCGAAAAAUUCGAAGAACGGCUUGACGUCAAAUUCUGGAAACUUGAAACAUUCCGGACAGACUGCGGUCAAUUCGAAGACGCAAAACGGCUCAAUCACCUCAGCAACAAUAUCCGCGACAACUCCUUUAACGAUCACCACGACUACCACGUCGACAACAACUGCUACCACUGCUAGUAAUACUGAUAAUGGUGUUACAAACAAUUUGACGAAGCAUCAAAAUGGAAAAAUCGAAACCAAUGGCAGGAACGGCGAGGCCAAUGGCAAAGACAAAUUACAUCCUAUUAGAGUCAAAACAUGCAUUGCAAGCGAUGAUAGAAUCUUUACUAAAGCAGCUGCUAGCAGUAUAAAUGGAUGGCAAGUCUCGAAGGACGCACCAUCGCCAACUUCUGGUUCUACGCCGAACGGAUGGUCCGUAACUGACAACAAGGAGGGUAAAUCAUUGAAUUCGAAUACAAAUGCCCAAACGAUGAGUGCAGCAGCGCCACGAAAUUUCAAUGGAACCAAUCGUUCGGAGACGGUAUCGCAUUUGCUGAAGAUGUCAAACCGUGGUUACGGCACCUCAUCGGUCCCGAACUGGAAUGGAAACCGAUCUCAUCUAGGGCGAGAGGUUGACAACGAGAGGCGAGAGGGCCGCAAGCGACACUUAGAUCCUGAUGAGGAUGAAAUAGAUCGGGGAAGGAUAAAGAAAAUAAAAACCCGUGGUUAUGAAACCGAACGUUCAAAUCCCGGUUACAAUCCAUUCCAAGAAUACCAUAACAGCAAAACAUGGAACAGAUCGUCGGGCGGCUGUUUUCAUCGACAGCGACGAUUUUACGACACCUCAAGUGGAGGUGGCAAUCGUUCGCGUUACAAUGUAGGAAGUUACAAGCCUCAACAAAAGCACAGACAUUACAAUCAUUCGCGCGAUUAUUGGCAGCGCAGAUAGAAAACGAACGAUCGUUUAAGUCUCAAAAGCGGAUAUGAUUCGGACCGAACAUUUCAUCGUGAAAGAACAAAGUGCAAAAAGUGAAUCGUGCGUUGAUUCUUUUUGUUGCUUUCUUUAUAUUAACGUGCGAAUAUCGCUCGGACACUUCCGGUUUGGUCGAUCCGGGACGUCCACGAACUUCCGAAUUUCACGAUCGUUUAUCGCGAUCAAUGAACGAUUAAAUUUCCAAAUUUGAUGUUCAAUUUAGUAAAACUCUCGUUGGAAAUUCGACGGAAAUUUUUUGAACAGAUAAUUAUUGCGUCAAAUUCGAAGAUCUCGGCAUUUCGAAAAAAUUUUAUGAGAGCUGCACUUUGGGUUUCAACGGCUUGGAAUAUCAUGGUGCAGUUUCGUGCGAGUUAUGCCAAAAUGAAAGAAAAAAAAAACUUAAAUCAAUCACGAACGUUCGAAGCGAGAUCAAGAGUGUUAGAGUUCGCUUCCAUUUGUAUAAAGAUGCGGAACGAGCCUACGGUUAUCUCCAAAUCGCGCGAAGCUUCCAUUGUUUCUCAGUCGAGUCUAAUGAGAAUUCUGCUAAAGAUUAAUAGAAAUCGAGACAAAAAUCAUUUGAUAAUUUGAAAAGAAAUCAUACCAGGGCAUUCAACACCAAACUAACGAAAACACGAAUUGUCUCAAAUGUGUAAUUUUAAUACUACCGUUCGAGGUCACUGCGACUGUCAAGGGGGCUCGGUUGAAUCAAAGACUAAUUUUCCAAAAUCACUUUCGAUAGGUUUGUCUGAGAAAUAUACGUUGAGUAGGUUAACUGAUACAGUUAUCGUUUCAUAUUUUGUCCUGUAGUCAUAAAUGAUCGAAAUUGAUUUGAAAAAACCGUUUUUGAUUCAAACCGGGUCGUGUACAGCUAUAGCUUUACUCUGUAGUUUUCACAUUCGCGACUCUCGUUAACCAUUUUUCAAUAUUCUUUUUCAACAAUUUCAUUAACAUUCUUUGAUCCAACAACUGAAUAAUUUUGAAUAUUAUAUCCAUCGAUCAUUCGAAUUUCAAGUUUUCAUGAAUUUUAUCGAGUUCAAAGGUUUUAAUCAUUUCCAUCAUUUUGCAAUUCAACAAAUUUAUCUACCGGCAUAUUUUUUUCUGCACGUUCAUUGUUGGUUCAAUAUUUAAUGUCUUAGUCAAAAGUUAUAAAAAAAUUAUCGAUACCUAUCUGUCAACCGAAUGGAUGGGUUAGGUAUUAAUGAAUAUUAUUUAAUAAACAAUUAUUAAUCAAUGGACGAUUAAUUGCUGAUACUUAAUUGAACGUUGAUUAUUAAUUAAUUCGUAAUGAAAUGUUAAUUAAAUAAUGCAAUAUUUAAUGAAUUGCGUACAAUCAUCAUUAGAAAAGGAGAAUGACGAAAAAAUGAUUUUCGAAUGAGAAAAUCAUGUUUGCGAUGAAGAAAGAACCAAACGUGAUCUUUUCAAAGCCUUUCUUACACGUUCGACAUCGGAGUAUUGAAGUUUUACAGAAAACUAAAAACAAAAGCAAAACUUUCAAACUGAUAGCAAAUAAAGACUCAAAAACACGAAGUUCCUGGCAAUUUUUUAUUCCAAGAUCGUUUGCGCUUUUUCAUUUUCAGAAACGCAAACGCAAUCCGUCCUCUGUAAACAUGAUUAUACAAGCCAAAACAAUAGUACGCAUGAAUUGAGAAAAAAAUGAAAUGAACAAUGAAAACGCUGUUUUUUUUUAAUACUUCAAUUGCCUAGACAACAAUGAAACCCGAGUUAAAACUUUUCGAGGAAUAAUUUUUUUUCGGUCAUUUACCGCAACAAAUUUCCGUUCAAUCACGUUUCUUCAUUUCAAUCUCCUUUAUUUUAUUAUUCAACGAGGUCAUAAAUUUUGAAAAAUGAAAAUCCCGAACAGAGACCGUUGUAAAUAUAAAAAAUUCGUGAGUCGUGCCCCUCCCCCUGUAAUCAUCCAUAAUUUAAUGGCGCUGAUGAGAAAAAUAAAAUAAAGUGAUUUAGACGAGAAGAAAAAAGAAGUUUUGAAAAGUACAGAAAUGAUAAAUUCACAAAUAGAACAAUAGUCUGAAUGGAAAUAAAAGAAGAGCAAUGUACCGCGAAUAAAUUACAGUGAUUUACGAUGAAUAGAGUUAAGAGACUUUUUUUUAAGUUCGCGUAAGUUCGAGAGACAAUGAGUAAAAAAUAUAUAUAUAAAAAUAUAUAGAUAUAUAUGAAAAUGUGGCUCAUGGAAAAACUCAUAUGAUUUCUUGAGCGUUUAUUCUCGUCAUUAUGACAGUUCGCUAUUCCAGAGCCACGUAGCAUGAUUAAUGAAAUAUUGAAAUAUGAAAAUUUGAGAUUGAUUUUACAAUCUCAGUUUUUUAACGCGAAUCAAACAAUGAUCGCGCGACUUAUGAGUUUGCCAUGCCCGACGCGUGUGUGGCUAAUAAUACCUCGUUAUUAUACAUAUACUACGAAUAAAUAACUAGCCAAAAAGUUAUAUGUAUCGAUCAUUGAUUAGGGAUGUAAAGGACAUAAAAAAACCGAGCACCCAGAGUUCAGAAUUGUAUUUCUCGAAACAUGCUACUUUUUUUCGUUACUACAAUACAGAGAGUAAUGGUUGAUAUCCAUUCUUUGAAAAUUCUAGGUUCAAAAUGAAAUAAAGCUGAAAAUGCUUACUACUGCAUAAUAAAUUAUUGAAUGAAAAAUACUCGGUGGAAAUGUCACGAUAAGAACACCGAGUCAUUAUUAUUUCCUCUGCAAAUUAUUAAGAAAUGUAUGAUAAAUCUUGUUUUUUUUCUUCGUUUUUAACGGAUUUUUAUGGACAUGAAAAUAAAAGUUGAUGACUCUGAUUA
Messenger RNA from Venturia canescens, 6813 nucleotides. It is a transcript of the gene scny, whose product is annotated as ubiquitin carboxyl-terminal hydrolase 36. The transcript has 8 exons. The coding region runs from base 1235 to 3997 and encodes 920 amino acids. The record is from RefSeq and is a predicted model, not a curated record. Gene Ontology annotation, cellular component: nucleus; cytosol. NCBI's taxonomy places the organism in Eukaryota, Metazoa, Arthropoda, Insecta, Hymenoptera, Ichneumonidae. Gene Ontology annotation, biological process: regulation of apoptotic process; protein deubiquitination. Gene Ontology annotation, molecular function: cysteine-type deubiquitinase activity.